Molecule: messenger RNA, 5568 nt
Organism: Closterium sp. Naga37s-1
Lineage: Eukaryota; Viridiplantae; Streptophyta; Zygnematophyceae; Desmidiales; Closteriaceae
Source: the annotation of a GenBank genome assembly
AUGGGUGGUGAAGGGAUAGAUCGGGGGAGAGCGAGAGAAGCCGUUGCAGCAGCGACAGGAGCAGCUGAUGCUGCGUCUGGAGUAGCAGCAGCAGCAGCAGCAACAGCAGGGGAUGAGGAUGGAGGCAGUGAGGCAGAGACAUCAGAGAACAGCAACGGCUCGUGGAUACGGCUCAUCCAGCACAACCACCCUCAGCCGCAGCAGCAGCAGCAGCAGCAGCAGCAGCAGCAUGAGAAUAAACCCUUACCCAGUUCCCUGAAUGGCCACGCUGAAGGAGCUUCUGCGUUUGCAUCUUCUAAGCAGGCCCAGCAGGCACAGCACGAGCAGCAGGCACAACAGUUGCAGGGACCCCCUGGUGACAUGGCAGGGCGUGCAGAGGGAAAGGAUCGGAGGCACGUGGACGAACGAGUAUCGGUGCAGGCAUGUGGUGGUGCCGCAGAUACGGCAGAGGCAGCAGAGGCGGCAGAGGCUGGUGGUGGAUGCAGAGAGGAGGGGCGAGGACAGGAGAGGAGGGAGGAGGGGAGGGACGGGAGAGAGGAUGAGGGAAAUGAGGGAGGUGAGGGAAGCAGGCUGCGGGAGAGGGAGCAGGAGGGUGCAUUGGAGGGGGGGCAACGGAGAGGAGAGGGUGGGGCGGGGGUGAGUGGCGUGGCGGAGGGCAGUGGCUUAAGCCGAGCGCGGUCGUGCUCGCCUAUGGGACGCGGGGGAGUGGUGGCGAGGGAGAUGGGCGGGACUGGGGAGAUGGAUGAGCGCAAGAGCCCUGCGCGGGCGAGGGAGGUUGACGAGUGGGUGGCGAGCUGCCUGCAGGCCGCCUUGGACCCUCUCUCCUCUGCUGCUCACCCUGCGGGAACGGCCGAGGGGGUAGUAGCAGCAGCGGCUGCGGCAGCAGCAGCAAGGGAUGGGAGUAGAGCGGGUGCGCGUGCUGCAUUGCACCUACCUGGUGUGCGGGCUGCUGGCAGUGACAUGGACCGAGAUGGGGAUGGUGAUGGGGAUGGGGAUGGGUGUUGCGAUGGAGGCAGCAGCAACGGUGAUGAGGAUUUCAAUGACCCUGAUGAGUUCUUCUCUGUGGCGGGUCCGUGCUCCUUCUCCUCCCUGUUUCCUCCCCCCCUUUCUCCUUUCCUUCCUUGCUCCCUUCACCCCUUGCGCCCUCCCCCCAUUGCUCCCUUUCCCCCUUACUCCCUCUCACCCUUGCUGCCUCUCCCCCUCGCUCCCCCCCCCGCUUGCUCCACUCAGUCCCUCUCUCGCAGCAACUCCAUGCGCUCCUUUUCCCGCUCUCCUCGCUCCUUCCCCAUUCAACGCCCGCUUGCUGAAAAGACCACUGCUGCAGCUGCUGCUGCUGCUGCUGCUGCUAACCCUGCAGUGGCAGCAAGGCAGAGUGACACAGUAAGAAGCACUAAUACAGCUGACUCUAGGGCUUCUGACACCAUUCCUGCUGCUGGCACCGCUGGUUCUUCUGACAGCGUUGCUGCUACUGACACCUCUACUGUUGUUAGUAAUGCGAUUGGCAUGACCAGUGCUGUUGAUACAGCCUCUCAUAUUGACCCACGUGGCACUGCUGCAGUGGUCAAUGCUACCAACAUGACCAAUAUCACUGACACAGCUAACGCCACUGACAGAAUUAAUGUCACUGAUGAUUCGGUGGGUGGUGAGGCUGUGGGUGACGCAGCAGCCGUUGCGUCAAGUGCCCAGCAGCCCUCCCACGAACCACAGACACCGCUGGAUCGCCCCCCUCCUGUCCCCCACUCCCCUCUCCCCAGUCCCUCUCCCGUCCCCCACUCACCUCUCCCCUUCCCCUCCCCCGCCGCCCACUCCCCUCUACCGCGCCCCACCACCCCGCGCUCGCUGCCGUACCGCACGCGCAGCACCGACUUUGGCUCCGCCAAGCAGCGCGUCUCCAACCUGCACCUCCUCUCCUCCUCCCUCCUCUCGCCCUCCCCCGCCGACGCUGCCGCUCCCUCCCCUGCUGCUUCCCUCGGGGGUAGCAGUGCCAGUGGUGGUGCGAUGAGUGGUUAUGGCGCUAGUGGUGGGGGCAGGAGUGGGGGGGAGGGCAGAGGGGGCAGGCCAGGGACGUUGAAGAAAUGGAAAUCUUUGCAGUCUCACUCUGGCACUAUUGCCUCUCUGCUACAAGGUCAUCCCUCCCUGCUUCCCCUUCUCUUGCGCUUCUCCUGCUCUGCUUUUACGCCCUUUCUCUGCUCUAUAUCUACUGCCAUUCUCUUCCUCCACGUCCACAUCACACUCCCCCCGGCUGCCCCUCCCCUUCGCCCCACCACACCAGUGGGCACGGACCCAUGGCUGGCACGGACGCCGAAGCUCUCUCCGCACUACCCCUCCAUGGCGGGCACAGAUGCAGAAGCUCCCUCCACAGUGGACCGUGGUCGGUCCAGUGGCAGCAUGAGGCUCCCUCCUCUUGACGCCCCUGCAGCUGCUGGUGCAGCUGCUGGCAGUGGGGGCAUGGGCAUGGACCGGCCUGGUGCAGCAGGGGCAGGGGGUGGAGGGUCUCUCCUGGAGCGCACGUCGGGUGCGUCUGGCAGCGGUGGCGCGCUGCUGUCUCGCCUCUUCCGCACCUCCUCUGCUCUCAACCCCAGCGAGUCCGUGAAGCGUUUGCUGAUGUGGCCACGGGCGGGCUCGCAGCUGUUUCGCUGCUCCCCCUCCGCCCGCGCUGCCACCAACUGCUGGUCGCCUGCUGACCCCUCCUUGCUGCUCGUGCAAGGUCCCAGCUACGCCAGUGACGGGGCCAAGGUUGCCCCUGCCGCGCCCACUCUCUACGAACCCUGGGCGGCAGACGUCUUUCACACGUCCCCCGUCCUCCCUCCCCGAACCCCCCCUGUCUAUCCAUGCAGCGAUGGGGCUAAGGUCGCCCCUGCUGCCCCCCCUCUCUACGAGCCCUGGGCAGCAGACGUAUUCCACACGUCCAGGAAGAUCCGCCACAUCGCCGCCCACGUGGACCUCCCAGCCGCUCUCGUACCGCCACCUGGCAGCGAGCCGGCAGCGCAGAGCAGCAACGGGCUGCCACCCGUGCUAAUCGUCAAUAUCCAGCGUAUGCUCCCAGAACCUGUGGUUCCUUUCUCCUUCUUACUGGCUUCUCGUCCGUCCGUCCAGCCCCUCUGUCCCCUCCUCUGCCACCCCCCUCUGUCCCCCCCUCUGCCACCCCCCUCUGCCUCCCCUGCCCACCCUCCAGCUGCCCCUGCAGCCACCGCCGCCGCUGCUGUCGCUGCAGCAGCGGGCGUGGGAUGGGCCGGGCCUGAGUGUGGUGCUGUACUGCCGCCUGGGGGCGCACUGGCGCAGCCAGGCAAGCGCUCCUGCACAGAUGGGGGUACGUGGACCUGUGGUUAUGGGGGUGUGCGGCUAUGGGGUUCGUGUGUGCGACGGGCCGGGCUGGGCCUGAGUGUGGUGCUGUACUGCCGCGUGGGGGCGCACUGGCGCAGCCAGGCAGAGGCUCCCGUGCACAUGCGGGUGAGCGUGGUAGGGGUGGGCAGCAUGGGGGCAUGGACACAUGUGGGACGGGCCGGGCCUGAGUGUGGUGCUGUACUGCCGCCUGGGUGCGCAUUGGCGCUCCCAGGCAAGCGCUCCCGCACAGAUGGUGCCUCCGUGCCCACUCCCCUUCUCCUCACCAUCUCUCAUCUCCUGCUGCCCGUCCGUUCCCCCCUGUGCUGCUGCCCGUCCGUUACCCCCCGUGCUGCUGCCCGUCCAUUCACCCCUGUGCUGCCUGCAUAUCUGCAGCCGCUGUUGCAUACGUGGGGUCCAAGGCACGCCCAGCGGGCGCAAGGAGGAGCGGCAGUGGAGGGGAAGGGCGAAGAGGGAGGGAACAGGGCGGAGAAGGGUUCCCCUCACGUCCCUCGUGCAGCGACUGAGGAGCCGGUGAAGCGCACAGAGCAGCCGCACGGGGCAGCAGGCAGGGCAGCCGAGGGUGGGGAGGCAGCAGGGGAAGGGGCAGCAGGGCGAGAGGCGGAGCGUUCAGUCCCACAUGUUGAAGGCAAUAGCAGCAGCAGCAAGACGCGGCGCAGCAACAGUGGCAGGCGCAGGGGCAGCUGGUCCAGCUACUCAUCUGCUGAUGAUACUACUGUGGGAGGGGAGGUGGCUGUGCAGGGGCACCGGGGAAAGGAGCAUGGGGGAAAGGAGCAUGUUAGGAGGGAGCACGGGGGGAAGUCGGAACGGUGGUCAAGGUCCGGGGGAGAAGAUGGGGAAAGGGAGGGCGGGGUGGAGAAGGUGGUUUGGGACCGGCCGAAGCUGAUGGUGAGGCUGGUGAAUGAAGGGGAGGUGGCGCUGAGUGCGGCAGCUAAGAAGCUGGUGGAGGGGUGCUCUGGCAAGGCUGUGCUCACUCGCCCUUACCACACCGUUCUUCAGUCGUCCGCCCAGUCCAACAUGCAGCCAGACAUAGAUGCGCACGCCUUCCUGCCCCUCCUUAUCACAUGCUUCCUUACCAUUCCUCUCCCCACCCCCCCUUCUCUCCCUCCAUGCUCUCCCCCCUCCCUCCCAUCAUCCGCCCAGCCCUACAUGGAGCUGGACAUAGACGCGCACGCCUUCCCCCCCGCGCACCAGAGGGCGCUGCUCUCCCUGCGCCCCCACCUGCCCGACGCCAUCCUCGACCUUGCGCUCGUGCUGCAGGCGAGUCUUCUCUUCUCACCGUUUGUCGAGGCGCAGGCGCAGCAAGUGGGGGAGCGGGUGGGCGGCGCGAAGGCGCCACGUGGCGAGAACGUGGCGGGCGACUUUUACGUGGACCACACGUGCAUCAACUGCGACGUGUGCCGGUGGAUGGCGCCCGAAGUGUUCGCCAAGGUCGGAUCGCAGUCCGCCGUGUUCGCACAGCCCGGCGACGAGGCCACUGCAUUGAAGGCGCUGCAGGCGCUGCUAUCGUGCCCGACGGCCUCCAUCCACUCGCGCGACUCGCUAUCGCUCGUGCCGCGGGCGCGCGACGCGUUCCCGCUGCCCAUCGAUGCCUCCGCGCUGCCCGGCGUGUUCCACUGCGGUUACCACUCGCGCAAGUCCUUCGGCGCCGCCUCCUACUUCAUCCAGCGCGCGGCGGGCAACGUGAUGGUGGACUGCCCGCGCUACUCGGAGCACCUGGCGGAGACACUCGCGCGCAUGGGCGGCGUGCGCUACAUCGUGCUCACGCACCGCGACGACGUGGCGGACCACGCGCGGUGGGCGGCGCGGUUCAAGGCGGAGCGUGUCCUCCACGCGCUCGAGGUGCAGCCCGACACGACCGACGUGGAGAUGCUUCUCGACGGCACGGGGCCCUGGUGCCUGGGGUCGGACUUGAAAAUUAUCUUUACUCCUGGUCACACCGAGGGCUCCGUGAGUGUGCUGUAUAAGGCGCACGGAGGGGCGCUCUUUUCAGGGGACCAUCUGGCGUACGCUCCAAAUACGGAAAGCCUUACCAUAUUUAGACGGGUCAACUGGUACUCGGUGCCGGUGCAGGUUCAGAGCGCCAAGAAGCUGGUGGGGCUGCCAUUCCGCUGGGUGCUGCCAGGCCACGGGCGGCGGUUCCACUUCGCCAGCGAGGAGCAGAGGGAUGAGAUGCUCCAGCAGGUGGUGGCGGGGGAGGAGGCGCUGCUGCUGCGGGGCCAGUAA